AUGGCUAGUUCUGCUUCAGCUGCUGUACCCAUAAUACCAAUGGUUAUAGAACAAACGGGAAGAGGAGAGAGAGCAUAUGACAUAUUUUCUAGAUUGUUACGAGAGAGAAUUGUCUGUUAGGGACCUAUAUCAGAUGAGUACUCCAGUCUCCUGUGUAGCACAACUAUUAUUUUACAAUCUGAAGAUCACAAAAAGCCUAUUCAAAUGUACAUUAACAGUCCUGGUGGUUCUAUUACAGCUGGUAUGGGUAUAUAUGAUACAAUGCAGUACAUACGUCCGCAAGUAGCGACCUGGUGUGUCGGACAAGCCUGUAGUAUGGGCAUCUUGUUGGCAGCUGGUUCUAAAGGGAUGCGGCAUUCACUCCCACAUUCAAGAAUUAUGAUUCAUCAACCACACGGAUCUGCUGGGGGUCAGGCUACAGAUAUUGCGAUCCAAGCAGAAGAAUCUUCUAAAAUGAAGAAAUUGUUAAAUGAACUGCUCUCACAACAUACAGGUCAACCCAUUGAUACUAUAGAGGAUGCAGUCGAACGAGAUAAAUUUCUCUCACCACAAGAGGCGUUGAAAUUUGGACUAAUAGACCACGUACUAAGUCAUGAAGACAUUACAACAACUUGA
Molecule: messenger RNA, 615 nt
Organism: Gigantopelta aegis
Lineage: Eukaryota; Metazoa; Mollusca; Gastropoda; Neomphalida; Peltospiridae
Product: ATP-dependent Clp protease proteolytic subunit, mitochondrial-like
Biological process (GO): protein quality control for misfolded or incompletely synthesized proteins
Cellular component (GO): endopeptidase Clp complex
Molecular function (GO): ATP-dependent peptidase activity; ATPase binding; serine-type endopeptidase activity
Source: RefSeq, a predicted model, not a curated record